UUUACAAAAUGAUGGAGUCAGUCGCCCAGUCCUCCCCGAUGUGUACAUACGUAAAUAAUUAUUUUAUCUUAUAUUCCUUUAAAAAUGAAACUGAUACAUAAAGAAAUAGACAGGGAUGGCCGAGGCAAGAUGGUGCUGGUGCCUGAUGAGGGUGAGGAUAUGUGGCACACUUACAACAUCAUGACUGAGGGUGACCGACUUAGAGCCACCACCAUCCGUAAGGUCCAGCAAGAGUCUGCCACGGGAUCAUCUACCUCGUCCCGUGUUCGCACAACCAUCACCAUCAGAGUUGAAGCCAUCACUUUUGACACGGGAGCUUGUAUGCUUAGAGUAAAGGGCCGCAAUGUUGAAGAGAAUCAGUACAUCAAGAUGGGUGCAUACCACACAGUGGAUUUGGAACCUAAUCGCAAAUUCACUCUCUUUAAGGAACAAUGGGAUUCUGUUACCUUAGAGCGUGUGGAGAAUGCCUGUGACCCUGCUAAGCAUGCAGACCUGGCAGCUGUGGUAAUGCAGGAUGGCUUGGCCUUUGUCUGUCUCAUUACCUCAGCCAUGACUGUCGACCGAGCCAAGAUAGAUGUCAACAUCCCCAAGAAAGGAAAGGCUGAUGAUACUCAGAGGAAGAAGGCAGUUGCAAAGUUCUUCGAUCUGGUGAUGGCAUCUAUCUUGCGUCAUCUCAACUUCGAGAUUGUGAAGGCUGUGUUAAUUGCUUCUCCAGGGUUUGUCAAGGAUCAGUUCUUUGAGUACUUGAUGAGGAAUGCAGUGCAGACAGACAAUAAACUCUUGUUGGAAAACAAGAACAAGUUUGUACUUGUGCAUUCCUCUAGUGGCUUCAGGCAUUCCCUCAGGGAGGUUCUUGAAGACCCGACAGUAACAGCAAGGCUGGCAGACACCAAAGCUGCUGGAGAAACAAAAGCACUGCAACAGUUCAUGACCAUGCUAGGAACUGACCCCGACCGUGCUUAUUAUGGUAUUAAGCAUGUUGAGAGAGCCAACGAUAGUCUGGCCAUUGAAACCCUGCUUGUCUCAGACAGUCUCUUUAGAUCUCAAGACUUAGAUGAGAGGCGGAGGUACGUGAGGCUGGUGGAUAAUGUGAAGGAGAACGGUGGUGAUGUUAAGAUAUUUUCCAGUCUUCAUGUUUCUGGUGAACAACUGGACCAGAUGACGGGGGUGGCAGCCAUUCUUCGCUUCCCUAUGCCAGAAAUAGAGGAAGAAGAUCAUGCAUUAGACUCUGAUGAAGAAUAAUGCAGAUUCAGGAUAGAAAACCAUCCAUUUAUCUUUUUUUUUUACCUUUUAUUUCUUUAUCACUAUUUUAUGACAACAUUGAAACUGCAAUUCUUUUCUGUGUUCCCCAGUUUUAUUGGUCACAUACACAAAGUAAUUAUUUAUUACAUUAGCACAUAUUUGAAAUUUAUUUUUAUUACAGUACUGUACUUAUCAGGUGUGGGCGUAUGUAAUAAAUGAUAAGAAAAAUAUUGAAGGAUGAAUCUUUGCAGCCAACCAUAUUACGUACCUGGUAUUAGUGGUAUAACAGUCAGGUGUGAGACACAGUAAGUAUUGAUAAUUAGUAGCAAGUGAGAGCCAUUUGGUCUGUGAGGAUGGUAAAAAAAUCCUGUUUAUAUGAUCAUGUUAUAAUGAAAUCAGUUAUUGGAAUAAAUGACUGAAGCUAACUUGUGUUUUAACACUUUAGAAGACUCCAACUGGUCUCAAGCUACAUUAUUGCUGUUUUAUGGUAAGUAUGUACUGUACAGUAUAGUCCUGCCAUGCCACACCUUACCUUGCCUAGCUGUAAUAUCUAGUACUGUAUCAUUAUAAGUCUCUUUGGCUCUGUGUCAAAGGUAUUUAACUAAAUUGGUCAAUUUUCUGUUUAUUUCAUCAAUGGUGUCCGACCAUUGUCUAUGCUUGCUUAUUAUUACAUCAGUAUUCAACUGUUGUAUAAAGUAAUAAGUGAGUGAGUGUGUAAUAUUGGUUCACUAUGACAAUACUGUAUAGCUUGUUGGAUAUUCUGACACAUCUGUGUGUGUGUUGAUAAUACAUUACAGUACGUAUAGAGUAAUGGUUAUCACUGCCAAAAAGUUGUCCCAAAGUGUUAAUAGACUACUAUUACUCUGUCAGUGUUAAAUAAAUUUACCUUGAUAUAUAUUAUUGUGUUUACUAUGUUCAAGAUAUAUGUAGACGAUCGGAAGAAAGAAAGCCGUUUAUUUGACUGUCGAUUCAUUUUAAUUAUUCGCUCGUAAGCCAUUUCUUGCUAUGGUGUAAGAACAAAUGCAGGCUGUCUCUCAUUGGCAGCCAUUCAUUCAUCCAUUUAUUGUUACUUGUGUUAUGUUUCUGCUCAGCUGUUGGAAUAAAAGAUUGGCUGGUGGCA
Messenger RNA from Homarus americanus (American lobster), 2362 nucleotides. RefSeq names its product protein pelota homolog (gene pelo). The transcript is spliced from 9 exons. The record is from RefSeq and is a predicted model, not a curated record. Gene Ontology annotation, cellular component: cytoplasm. Gene Ontology annotation, biological process: nonfunctional rRNA decay; nuclear-transcribed mRNA catabolic process, no-go decay; ribosome disassembly. Lineage: Eukaryota; Metazoa; Arthropoda; Malacostraca; Decapoda; Nephropidae. The coding region runs from base 85 to 1242 and encodes 385 amino acids.